AUGGUUGAUUUAAAAGACUUACUUCCCGCGCUUAGAAGUAUGGGAGCAUCGAGAAUGGUGGCCAUUGCACAGAAAGUUGGCUUAACCGAGACCUUGCACAGCAAUAACUAUACAAUACUUUGUCCUCUCAACUCAGCUUUGGAAUCCUUUGAUGUAAAAUACAAGCGAAAAAAAAAACAACUGAAGAAAAAUGUUAAACUAACGAAAAAGCGGAAACUGCAGAAAUCAAAGCUAUCGGAUUUGAUAACAAGCCACAUGAUACAAGGAUUUCACAAAAUGGAUGAAUUGUCUGACGAUAGAAUACUUCAAGCAGUAAAUCAGGCUACCAAAAUCAGAUUUAACAUCUAUUAUAACCCAGAAAAGGUUGUGACAGCAAAUUGUGUUCCAAUCGUGUCCGGCGAUCACUUUGCUCGAAAUGGUGUCAUUCACCAAAUACAAAAGGUAUUGCCUAGGCCAUAUAAGACUGUGGUAGAUGUCAUAGCUGGAGAUGCACAGUUUUCUGUACUUAAGGGACUACUGAGCCGUGCGGGAUUAGUGCAGACUUUGCGAAACCCGAAUGGAACAUAUACUGUCUUUGCUCCUACCGAUUCUGCAUUUUCUUCUCCUUUGUCAGGACAUAGACCUCAGACUGAAAACAGAUGUGCAGUCAGUUUGAUUAAACACCACGUAAUAGCUCACGUGGUCUGCUCAUCGGCCUUACCUCAUCAUGCGAGAACCUUAAAUGUAAUUGGAGAGAUUCUGAGUCUGACAAGAGACAAACAUAACAAGCUGUAUGUGGAUGAUACUCAGAUAGUGGUGAGAGAUAUCAUGGCAACGAAUGGCGUUGUGCAUGUUAUCGAUGGCGUUCUAUCAACUAGACAAGCUCAGAGUAUUAGUCAAGUAUUGGAGGCAUCAGGUUUAAAGGAAUUUCUUAAUUUACUUGAAAGAGCAAAUCUGAAAACCACUUUUGAUGCAUUGGAGAACGUUACGUUCUUUAUUCCAUCCAAUGAAGUAAUACAGGGAAGUAUUCCUAGACACUUGAAUUCCAUGCUGAAUAGCAAUAAUACUCUUGCUGACCUCUUGUUAUACCAUGUAGCGGAAGGCCAAACAGACCUGAAGAUCCCAGAACAAAGAUUAAAUUCAAAAUUACCAAAUGCAUCGAUUCGAGUUCAAAUUCGUUCAUCAUAUCCACACGCCACUCCAAAAGUAUUAGUCCAGUGCGCUACAAUGGUAAGCCUCAAUCAUAAGCUGUGCGGUGGAACAUUUCAUGUCAUCAACAGGAUUCUCUCGCCUCCCAAGCAAACUAUUAUGGAGUUUUUGGAGAGGAUUGAAGGCUUUUCUACAUUUGCUCUUCUUCUGAAAGCAACAGGUCUUGAUAGGAGGAUGAUGAAUAUAGAUUCUCAGCAUACCCUAUUGGCACCCACCGAUGAUGCAUUCCAUAGAAUGGGGCAAGAUUUCCUUUUUCAGUUAUUGGAAGAUCUUGAAAUGAGCACAGCUCUACUCAAAAUGCAUAUCAUGUCUGGUGCCGUAUGUUGCUCUCAACUGACAGGGGACCUGCUGUCCGGCCGUCAACAAAGUCGCGCCAUUGAUGGAUUCCUGUUACGAAUGGAGCGGUCCCGACAUGGAUCCUUGCUGGUAGGAGGCGCUCGCAUCGUCGACUGCGACAUUAUGGCAACAAACGGAAUUGUACACAUGACAGACGCAAUUAUAAGUCCCGAUUUUUGGGCUACGCAUAGGGACGGUCUCAAGAACAAUGUCUUCGUAAGAUUUUAGAUCACAAAGAAACUUCUUUGAGAAGAGAGACCGCGAAGCUUGAUAUUCACACUGUCCAUAAAGUAGUCUCACAAAAUACAAGACUGUGAUUUGUUCAAACAACAGUGGCAUAAUAUUGUGAUAAUAUGUAAGGAAUCGUUUGCAUUUCUGAUUAGUGUGUACAUGUUUGGCAUUACUGAAAUCCUGAUUAAUUUGGGAUUAUUUGCCUAUACCACUUCUUAUCACAAAUUCUAUUUCAUUAGUCAAUUACUAAUAUAUAUACAAAAAUUCUUCAAAAUGCAGAACGAGAACUGAUUUGAAUAAAAGUAUAAGAUUUAUUUAUUCUAAUUUAUUCUAAAAAGAAAUUUACAAUAAUUAUUGAUUUAAUGCAGCAUUUCGUGGAACGUAGUGAAAAAGAAUUUCUUCAUAAUUAUUAAUAUAAUGUAACAUUUAAUGUAAUGUAAUGAAGUUAUGAAAUUAAUGUUUGAUCAUAGAUAUAUAUCAUACCUCAUAAAUAUAGCUGUUUUUUUUAUUUUUAUUUUUAUUUUCCGAAAUUUUUACUUUGUAAAAUUUGGCGUAAUAUAUCUCAGCAUACUGAUAUAAUUCUUGAAACAUCUUCAGUUUUAAGGUUUCAAACACGAAUUCUAAUAUUUGAAAACUGUAACACAUUUAAAAGUCAGUUUUAAAGAUGAUGAAAUUCUAAAAAAAAAAAAGUGAACAGUUUAUAAUAACACAAUGUUAAACUAAAAGACAUUUAAUAAAAGUAGUACUUUAUUUACGAGUAAAUUGACUAAAAGAUUUUUCCAUUAAGAAAAGGAUGGAAAAAUUUCCAUUUUUCCAUUAAAGAUUAAGUCAUUUCUGCUACAUAUGCACAAUCAUCAUUUUUAUAGUUGCUUAAAAUACAUAACAAAUUUCACUAACAAAUUAACUUUAAAUAAAAUUUAUAACACCAGUAAAGUUCAAUUAGUAUCUUUAUCGAAUUAUAUAUUUUAAAUCUAUUUUUUCGAACAUCGCCAUCAUUAUGGCGGUGUUAUUCAAUCCACCGCUAUCGAUUAUUUUUAAACUAAGAACAAAUCGUAUGCUGAGAUUAUGAAUUCAUGAUUUCCCGAAAACGUUUUCUCGUUAGAAAGAAACAUUUUUCAUUUCCAGCUCUUCUAAUUGAUAGUUAAUAUAAAUAUAUACGAAGAACAUGUUUCAUUCUUCACCGUUCUAUUCUUGCGACGUCUUAUUUUCUCAAAGCGGGUAGAACUUAAUUCUAAUUAUCUUAAAAAUGAAUUGUCACUGAUGACCAAUGCUUAUUAUUCUAAAAUAACAUGAAUAAACUGCUCAUUUAAAACGUAAA
Messenger RNA from Stegodyphus dumicola, 3073 nucleotides. Its product is annotated as transforming growth factor-beta-induced protein ig-h3-like. Gene Ontology annotation, cellular component: extracellular matrix. Gene Ontology annotation, biological process: cell adhesion; extracellular matrix organization. Gene Ontology annotation, molecular function: cell adhesion molecule binding. NCBI's taxonomy places the organism in Eukaryota, Metazoa, Arthropoda, Arachnida, Araneae, Eresidae. The record is from RefSeq and is a predicted model, not a curated record.